Messenger RNA from Drepanopeziza brunnea f. sp. 'multigermtubi' MB_m1, 345 nucleotides. The record is from RefSeq and is a predicted model, not a curated record. Lineage: Eukaryota; Fungi; Ascomycota; Leotiomycetes; Helotiales; Drepanopezizaceae.
AUGCUUUUUAAGCAACUCGCUUUAAAUGUUGCUUUUUUAAGAGGUGCUGCUAGUGGUCCGAGCGGUCUAGCGAAUAGAACAAACCGUGAUCCGAUGACGCGGAACGCUUCGAGCAUAUUACCUUUUCCUUUUGCGCUUGCCGCUUUUAUUGCUCUCGUCGCUUUCGUUGCUUCCGUCGCUUUCGCAGCUUCCGUCGCUUUCGUCGCACUUAUUAUCGUCGCUUCUUUUGCGCUAAUCGUUACGCUUGCUGCUCUCGCGGCGGCGCCCGCCGUUGCUAUGACUCUUGCGGAGCGCCGAGCUAAAGUGAAGAGAUUGUUAAGAGUUUUAAUCGAUCUUUUAUUAUAA